Messenger RNA from Diorhabda carinulata, 2508 nucleotides. Its product is annotated as transient receptor potential channel pyrexia-like. Gene Ontology annotation, molecular function: monoatomic ion channel activity; protein binding. NCBI's taxonomy places the organism in Eukaryota, Metazoa, Arthropoda, Insecta, Coleoptera, Chrysomelidae. Gene Ontology annotation, biological process: monoatomic ion transport; transmembrane transport. The transcript has 11 exons. The coding region runs from base 219 to 2021 and encodes 600 amino acids. The record is from RefSeq and is a predicted model, not a curated record. Gene Ontology annotation, cellular component: membrane.
CUGAAGCCUUGGCAUCGUUUAAAUUAAUUAAUUAGUCAUUAAUUUGUGGUAAUACAGAGCAAUUACGAAUUUCAUACGGUUGCUAGUGAUAAGUUAUCAUGCAAGAACGGUAACUUUUACGCCUAAGCCGAUAAUCGCUUCCCGGUAAAUAUUUUCUCCAAUUAAAUUGAUUAUUAGUUAGUGACAUAUUUUAUAUAAAAUAAGUGAAGUUUCAAGAAAUGGCGUCUAGUGUGGAGAUUUUCGAAUGUAAUAACAGUGAAAAUCAACCUACGUCUCUUCACGAUGCAGUCCGCAGCGGUGACAUCGAAGCAGUUCGCGAAUUUCUAAAAAACAAAUGUGACGUCAAUCAAACAGACAGCAGCGGAAACACGCCUCUAUUGUUAGCUGUAUGCAUAAAGCAGGAGGAAAUUUACGACUCGAUUGUUACCGCUUUAAUUGAAAAUGGGGCAGACGUCAAUGCUUAUAACAAGGGUUUCACACCGUUAUACAACGCAGUGUUUUAUAAAAGAGAGAAGUCCGUCGCCAUGUUAUUGCAAGCAGGAGCAUGGCUAAGGCCGUCGUAUAAAAACGAGCUUCAUUUAUUGGGAGAAACAGGUGGAAACAGAACUCUCGAAUUGAUAUUGAAGGAUCCACGUUGUACACCUGACAUUGUGAACAGACCGGAUGAUAGCGGGAGAACUCCAUUGCAUCACGCCGCUCAGAAUAAUCAUAAACAUUGUUUGGAAGUACUUCUCAAUUAUGGUGGAGAUCUAUCAGCUACCGACGAGAACAAUGAAAGUGUAGCUGAUGUUAUUUUUCAAGAAACCGUCAAUCCUGAGCUGUUCAUAACUGGUGUGUUGAAUGAGAAAAUUCGUACGAAACAACUUGAGCAAUAUAAGCAUAGCUACCUCAUAGAUUUUAGUGUGCUGGCGCCAAGAAAGAAUGGAAGACAAAUGGAGGUGAUUUCUAGCCUGCUUGUAGCUGCUACUGAAGAUGAAAAAAUUGAAUUCUUACAACAUCCGCUUAUUGAGCUUUACCUGAUGUUGAAAUGGUCGAGGAUCUGUUACUUCUUCUAUUUAUGGAUUAGUGUAUAUCUCAUAUUUGCUUUUAGUAUGGGGGUUUACAUAAUGUUAGUCAUAGACCAAGUUAGAGAUCUGGAUGGUCUUAAAUUGGCACUCAAAAUUAUAGUUAUAUUCACAGCUUCGGGAUUAUUAGCGCAUGCAAUUUUACAGUGCAUCCUGGAUCGUCGAAAAUAUUUUCAACGUUACGAAAUGUGGAUGAAUUUAAUUUGUACCUGCCUCUCAUUAACUGUAGCUGUAACAUUGAAGGACUAUACAGGAAAUGCGAAUAAAAGUAUCGCGCCAAAUUGGGUGAUGCAUUUCGCAAGUAUCGCGAUUCUGAUGGCUUGGAUCGAACUAAUGCUUCUAAUUGGGCGUUUGCCAAGUCUCGGAUAUUAUGCACUCAUGUUCACAUCUGUCUUGCAGAACGUUGUUAAGGUAUUGCUUGCCUACGUAUGUCUUCUUCUUGGUUUUACUAUGAGCUUCGCUAUACAGUUCCACGCAUUUCCGCAAUUCAAGGAUCCUUGGAGAGCCUUGGUAAAAACUACAGUUAUGAUGAUGGGAGAAUUUGAAUACAGUGAUAUGUUCAACGAAGAUGAUGGUUCUCCUCAAAUACUACCAGCUACGUCUCGUUUUAUUUUUUUGAUCUUCAUAAUUUUAACAAGUAUUGUACUGAUGAACCUCAUGGUAGGAGUAGCGGUAAGUGAUAUCCAGGAACUUCAUCGCAGGGGUCGAGCAAAAAAAUUAGAAAAACAAAGCGAAUUUUUACAUCAAUUGGAAAAAGUACUUUCCUCCAAACAAAUGAAUUCCAAAUAUAUACCGGAGAUAAUAAAGCGGCUUGUUGUUAGGAGAAAUUAUAUUAACACGCAGUUCGAGGUCAAAUCUUCAGCAGAUUUCCAAAGAAAACACAAAAUUCCCAGGAGGAUUAUUGAUUCGAUCACUGCUAUAGCAAAAGGGCAAAAGCAAUUUGGAGAAGAAUAUUGAAAAUUAACUAAUUCGAAGAAUUCUUCUUGAUGGAAACUUUAAGACGACAAUUAAUUUUAAACAGUUUGUAUCAUUAGUAAGAAAAACGAUGAAGUUAAUUUAGAACAUUAAUAUUUCUUAAAGUGACCUCAAGCGAUUUGGAAAUUUCGAAACUUUUUUUGUCGUGAAUUAUCUGUUGAAAUGUAAUUUCUUAGUUCUAAGAUUUUUCUCGUUCUUUUAUUUAUACUUUGUACUGGUUUUUCGUGUAAUUUCAUUAUAUUUCUCUCAACCUAAUUACUGCUACUGAAAUAAUAAGAAGAAAGUCGAGUGUUAUAUAGAAACGACAAUAUUCAUUUUCUCUCUCGUUCGUGACACUUUAUCUAUACUGCGCUUGCUUGAGAAUGCGCUGAGCCGAGCUGGACCUCGGAGGAUUGAGAAAUCGUUGCCGAUCUCUCAUUUUAUAUAUAAAUUUUUCCUAAAUAAACCAAGAAAAUGUUUUAAAUAUUAA